This is a messenger RNA of Fusarium graminearum PH-1, 525 nucleotides long. RefSeq lists its product as uncharacterized. The transcript has a single exon. The record is from RefSeq and is a predicted model, not a curated record. Lineage: Eukaryota; Fungi; Ascomycota; Sordariomycetes; Hypocreales; Nectriaceae. The coding region runs from base 1 to 525 and encodes 174 amino acids.
AUGUCUAGUGCCACUUCUGAGGCUCAAGUUCCCCUUCCCCAACCAGCCGCUGCCGACCCUCCCAUCUUCUCCGUAAUCCGACAAGUCUUAGCGUAUGAUCCGUUAUACGCAGAGGAUGUCAUCUCAGGUAUUCGGAACCUGCCAGCCAAUCGUCGUAGCAUUCUUAUUCUGCACGAAGACGAAUGCAUCGAUGGUCCAUCCAGCAAACCACACAAGGCUUCAAAUAAAUCAUCAAAAAAGCGUCAGAGGUCAAAAGACAAUUCGACUGCCGGUGAUGGUACCGGAGGUGAUCAGCAAGGGGACGGGGAGGGUGCUGGAGGUGCCCGAGAAGACGGCGCUGAUGAAACAGGCGACGGCGAGAGUAAUGGCAAUUCUCCACCAAAAAAGAAGCGCAGCAAGGAACGCAACCAGGACAAGAUUCGUCGCUGGAUUUGCCCGUAUCGUCUUGCAUACCCCGAGAUUCACGACAAUCGCGAUUUCAGCUACUGCUCUGCGAACAUGACUGCGGUGCACAAAUGGAGGUAG